Colletotrichum scovillei is the source of this 2607-nucleotide messenger RNA. RefSeq lists its product as uncharacterized. The transcript has a single exon. Bases 916 to 2109 code for a protein of 397 amino acids. The record is from RefSeq and is a predicted model, not a curated record. NCBI's taxonomy places the organism in Eukaryota, Fungi, Ascomycota, Sordariomycetes, Glomerellales, Glomerellaceae.
GGGCCAGUCACGAAGGUGCUAUCAGCGAGUAACGACCCGUUUCUGCCAACUCAUACAGGCAUCUCCCCGCACUAGGCCACUUAUAACCCUCGUCUGUCCCGGGUGUCUUGGUCUAAGUGAAGCGGGAACCACAUCUCGGCGCCCGAUCUUCAGGAACAAGAACAGAAAAAGAAGCAGCAAGUGUGACGGAAUCGCGCACUCAGGAGGAAUCUUCACAAUCACCCUCGUCAGAGAUUGGCCAGAAACUAAUCGGUGAAGCUAGAUCCCUGCGGAACUUUGCAUUAUUUGAGGGUAGUAUUGUGGGUGUCAGAAGUGUGGGUGCGCCUGGUGACAGCGGCAGCAAAAUCAAGAGGUUGGACUUCAAGGAGGUUGGGAAUCGACCCGCGCAACGGCCAAGAAAAAAAAGACAAUCCCACUGCCCAAACCAAGUAAUACGACACUCCCGUCAGUCAGCGCCUUCUCAAUCUCUCCCUCUCUCUUAAAUCAAACUUACCUGCAGGUUUCAUUCUUCCCGACUUCUUGGUUCCUUCUUCCCAUCUAAUCCAAGAAUCAUCACAUUCCAAGCUCUCAGUCCCUGCCAAUACCUCUGCACACUAACAGGCUAAGGUUGGCCAGCUCACACCGCGACCACUCAAUCACACCUCGACUACCUAUACUAUCAGCUUACCCUCCCUCUUCUUCUCAUUCCCCGCCAACCAUUAAUACCUCAUCCUACCGCUACAACAUUCCUCACUCUCGCAAUCUUUGGGGCGCCCACGAGGCUACGAAACAAGACAGGACCUCUCGAUAUCGCCAUUGACCGAACAAAAUUGGCAAUCGUGGGGAGAGCCGACUUACAUUCUCACUUCGCCGUCUUUCCGGCCUUGCGCAUUCCUGGCAAUUGACGACGCCGAGCAGCGGUUUCCGCCAGAAAAAAUGGCACGGCGCAAGCAGUCGGCCGCGGCCCCUCUGGUCGCCGGCCUUCUUCUCUUGGUGUCCGCCCCCACUCCGGUGUUUGCCCACCCUUAUCCUCUCCAGAAUGUCGCAAACAACCUGUUUUACAACUUGGGCGACCAUUUUAUGAAGCGCGAUUGCGUUCAACGUUGUGGAGCCGACUCUCAGUACUGCUGUGGAUCUGGAGAGCAGUGUUACACCGUUAACAACAUCGCUGGCUGCAGCACCGUGAGCGGAGGUGGAGGCUACGGCAUUUAUACCACGACAUGGACUGAGACGAACACCUUUACCAGCACAAUAUCGACAAACUGGCCUGCAGUGACAACAGGGGCAGCUGGGGGAGGCACCGGGGCCACCUGUGUUCCUCAGAGUACUGGAGAGACGGCCUGUGGCAGCAUUUGCUGCGCCGCCUACCAGUACUGUGCCUACUCAGGGCAAUGCGCUCAGCGCGAUGGCUGGGGCGGCGGUGUCACUACAAUUACAUCGGGAGGCCAUACAAUCACUACCCAGUACUCUGCUCCUUACCGCAUCACAAGCACCGGGGCCACCGGCACCGCCGCCUCGGCAACCAGCACCGGCACAGUCGUACCCAUCACCAACGAGGGUACUGGUGGAGGAUUGAGCGGCGGCGCCAUCGCCGGUAUUGUUAUUGGCACGCUUGCAGGUCUCGGUCUUCUCAUGCUUCUCUGCUUCUGUUGUAUCGCCCGCGGCCUGUGGGGUCUCAUCUUUGGCAAGAAGAAGAAGGAGCACAGCCACAGCCGCGAACGAGUCGAGGUGGUUGAGGAGAGAUACUCGCGUCACGGCAGCCGCAUGCCAUCUGCCCACUCUGGUCGCCCCUCGCACGGCGGCUGGUUCGCAGGUGGCGGUCGUCCCGCCCCAGCUGCUCGUCGCAAGGAAGAGAAGAAGGAAGGCGCCAAGUGGUUGGGCCUGGGAGCCGCCGCAGCGACCAUGUUGGCGCUCUUAAAUCUUAAGAAGGACAAGCCGAAGGCCAAGCCUCGGUCAAGCUACACCGACUCGUACUACUCGUACACGGGGACAAGUCCCAGUGAGUCUUCAUGGGAUUCUCGGGAUCGAUCGGAUCUGACGUCCUACCUAGGCAGCUCUAGCUCGGGUGGAAGAACUCACCGCACCGGCCACACACGCGGCACACACACGACGCGCCACUCACGGAGGUAGCACCCCAAGUUCAUUUGCGACCUCGGUCGAAUUGCAUAUGCUGUCGGCUGCCUUUUUUACAAGGCUGCGGAAGCCCCGAACAUGCUUUGAACGUACAUAAAUUGGUAUUAUUGCUUUCUAUUUUUCUUUUUGGCGUUAAGGGGGGAAAUCAUAAUCCCACCGGGCUUCUGAUAGCACGGUGAUGGAAACUACAAGGCACGAGAGACGAGACAUUCGGCGACGAAGAGGGAGGAAAUGAAAGACUGACGAGAGAUAUGAAAAUCGGGUGGAGAGAAGAAGAGGCUUGGAAAUGGCCACGAAGACUGUGGAUGCGAGGAGGGUCAUCUCUUUGGACAUUUGAGCGUUUCCUACUUCAUUUUCCUUGGUGUGGCCCACUUUGUCUACCCAUCCUCCAAAACCCGCAUAGCAUGUACGAUGUUCAGAACGAUUUGAUGGCAUAGACGAAACUUCUCGACGCCCUUAAUGCAUGGAAUGGAAACUAAAUUUUUCGAUUGGGCA